AUGGCUUCCACGAAUUCGGGAAUCACCACGGACGAAGCCACCGGGGAACGCUACAUCCCCUCAUCGGUCCGUGCCGAUGGCUCAAAACGCCGCGAAAUUCGUGUUCGACCCGGUUAUCGCCCCCCUGAGGAUGUGGAGCUGUAUAAGAACCGUGCUGCACAAGCCUGGAAGAACCGUGGUAACUCCGGAGUGCCUGGUGCAGAAAGCGUGAAACCCGAGAAUGAAAGCCCUGCUAAACCAGGCACGGCUGCAAGUAACAAAAAUGCAAAGCGAAGGGAAGCGAAGAAGAAAGCAAAGGCAGCUCAGGAAGGAACAGCCUCCACCGAGGGCAAAAAUGUAAACGACAUCGACAAUUGGCGUGCCCCGGAUAAGAAGCAAUCUAAUGGAUCGGAUAAGGCCGCGGGAGGGGCCGAAGAAACGAUCGAUCCAGAAGCCGAGAAUGAAAAGAAGGCGCGCAAUUUAAAGAAGAAACUCCGGCAGGCACGCGACCUACGGGACAAGAAGAACCAAGGAGAGGCCCUGCUUCCCGAGCAACUGGAGAAGGUGAUCAAGAUCCAGGAACUGAUCCGCCAGCUUGACACACUCGGAUUUGAUUCGAACGGUGACAAGAAAGACGGAUCUGCGGAGAAGGAGGAGAAAGUCUGA
Aspergillus bombycis is the source of this 645-nucleotide messenger RNA. Its product is annotated as putative RNA binding protein Pym. NCBI's taxonomy places the organism in Eukaryota, Fungi, Ascomycota, Eurotiomycetes, Eurotiales, Aspergillaceae. Gene Ontology annotation, molecular function: RNA binding. Gene Ontology annotation, biological process: exon-exon junction complex disassembly. Gene Ontology annotation, cellular component: cytoplasm; exon-exon junction complex. The transcript has a single exon. The coding region runs from base 1 to 645 and encodes 214 amino acids. The record is from RefSeq and is a predicted model, not a curated record.